AUGGAUUUAGUCUUAGAAGCAGCUGAUCAUUUCGUGUUUGAUAAAGCUUAUGCUCAACUCUUACCAAAAGGUGGAGUUGUUGAUCAAUUCAUACAGAAUAAUCCUUUAUUACUUAAUGUCAAACUGAACUUUGUCAAUUAUAAAGAUUCAUUCAAUGGAACUUUAACUUCUGCAGCUCCAACCCUUUUAGCCAAUCCUAUCAUUUCAUCAAUUUAUAACUCUGUGGUUAAUUAUCAAAAUCAAGAUGAAAUUUAUGGUUUAAAACCAACCACUUUCUUCGAUGUCACAAGUUAUACUGAACAAUCCAUAUUAUCAAGAUCAAAUAUUUUAAGAGAAGGUGUUUCAAUCUUUAUAGUCACUGCUAUCUUUGGUUGGUUAUUAUAUUUUUCAGUUGCUUCAUUAUCUUAUUAUUUUGUGUUUGAUAAAAAAAUCUUUAAUCAUCCCAGAUAUUUAAAAAAUCAAAUUUGGUUAGAAAUUGAAAGAGCAACCACUGCUAUCCCAGUUAUGGUUUUAUUAACUACUCCAGUAUUUCUUAUGGAAUUAAGAGGUUUCUCUUAUUUAUAUUAUGAUAUUAAUGAAUCAACCGGAGGUUGGAGUGCUUUAUGGUGGCAAAUUCCAAAAUUCAUUUUAUUCACCGAUUGUGGGAUUUAUUUCAUUCAUAGAUGGUUACAUUGGCCAUCUGUUUAUAAAGCUUUACAUAAACCUCAUCAUAAAUGGAUUGUUUGUACUCCAUUUGCUUCUCAUGCUUUCCAUCCUGUCGAUGGAUUUUUCCAAAGUAUUCCUUAUCAUAUUUAUCCAAUGGUUUUCCCAUUACAUAAAGUAUUAUACUUAUUUUUAUUCACUUUUGUUAAUUUCUGGACUGUUAUGAUUCAUGAUGGUCAAUAUUUAUCAAAUGAUCCAUUUGUAAAUGGUACUGCUUGUCAUACCGUUCAUCAUUUAUAUUUCAAUUAUAAUUAUGGACAAUUCACCACUUUAUGGGAUAGAAUUGGAGGUUCUUAUAGAAGACCUGAUGAUUCCUUAUUUGUUAAAGAUUCUAAAAAGGAUCAAGACGAAAAAGUAUGGAAACAACAAGUGGUUCAAAUGGAAGAAAUUAGAAAUGAAUUAGAAGGUAAAACUGAUGAUAGAGAAUACAUCAGUAAGGAUUAG
Scheffersomyces coipomensis is the source of this 1146-nucleotide messenger RNA. RefSeq names its product C-5 sterol desaturase (gene ERG3). Gene Ontology annotation, biological process: sterol biosynthetic process. Gene Ontology annotation, cellular component: membrane. The record is from RefSeq and is a predicted model, not a curated record. The coding region runs from base 1 to 1146 and encodes 381 amino acids. The transcript has a single exon. Lineage: Eukaryota; Fungi; Ascomycota; Pichiomycetes; Serinales; Debaryomycetaceae. Gene Ontology annotation, molecular function: iron ion binding; C-5 sterol desaturase activity.